AUGGACUUUUAUGCUUCUGGCCCAAAUCAGAAUGGUCGCUCAUACAAAUCUCGAAAAUGUCGUCCUUGCGAUUCUUGUCGCAGGCGCAAAGUCACAUGCAAUAUGCCACUGGGACCACCCUGCCACCGAUGCACCAACAAAGAUCAAGGAUGCACAUUUGAAGAAGCUCCAGGGCCGCGGAAGAGAGCGAAGCUAGGCGAGUCAAUUUCGGGGACUAUUGAAUCAAAUGACAAUCCCGAUGAGUGGCUUCAUGUCUUCACCGAAACCCGACCGAACGUCGAGCAAAGCGAUGAAGUGUGGACACCAGAGGAAGCUUGUCGAGGACAGCUAGUGAAUGAACGAGACUUUGAACCUCAAACUCAGCGAACAGAAUCGAGAAGUCCACCGACGAGCAUGUCCGCGCCCGAUCUAAAUCUCACAGCGAGGAUUGAUUCGCGUGGCAGCAUUGCAUCUAGCUCCGGAGAAUCUCCACCGAGUCGAAGGGGACCGGUAUCUAGGGAUUCCCCAUCUCGAAUGGAUUCCCUCGAAUCCAUCCCGGGAGCAUUCAGCUUUUACAUCGGACCAACUGGAGUUUCCGAUAUCCACAUAUUGAGCCACCAGCCAUAUGAUGACCAAAACGUUUCAUUGCCGAAGGUGAACGGUUUGAAGUACCGAAUCAUGAACGGUUCGCGCCAAAAAAAUGACGAAUCAUUUGACCUUUCACCUCCUACCGUUUUUGGCAUUACCAAUCACUCCCUUUUAGCGAAGGCUGAGCCGAAGCUAGACCCAGAACUUUUAGACAAUGCUUGGCCUCGUCUAUGGGCUAUGAUGGAUUCCACGGAAGCAUGGCAUCUUAUCCAGCUCUAUUCUCGCUACGUGGACCCCUAUUUUCCAAUCUUAUCAAAACACCAAAUUCCACCGUCGCCAACAGAACUACACGAUAUGCCCUUGGCAUUAUUGACAGCAAUUUGCGCCACUGCUCUUCCGUUCAUAAUGUAUGAUGGUGGUCUUUACACGUUGCUGUUGAAUCCACCAUCAAGCGAGCAGUUGUAUCGCUUGUGCUGGCUUUGUAUAUCGCAGGAACUUCACACACCUUCUCUCGCAACCCUUCAAGCAUGUCUUCUUUUUCAACAGAGACUGCCCACAAAUAUAUAUCUUUCUGACACAGCGUUUGCAUGGUCGCUCAUGUCAACUUCCCUCGCUGUUGCGCAAACCAUUGGUCUUCAUCGAAAUCCGGAAUCUUGGAGCUCCAUUCCUUCUUGGGAGAAAAGACUUCGAUGCCGACUCUGGUGGGGCCUUUAUGUCGUGGAGAAAUGGGUUGCCCUUACACGGGGAAUGCCCAGCCACCUUAGUGAUGACGACUACGAUGUAUCUUUGCCGAGGCAAGAUAUACUAGUACAAAAUACUUUGUCAGAUUCACCCGACACAAGGAGUCACUUAUAUCACCUAGCGACAUUAACAAUGAUCUUGUCGGAUAUCCAAAGAACAUUCUAUACCGUAAAAGCUAUUGGAAAGACUUCUAACGACCUUCAAUAUUCCUUGGAUUUAGCGCGUUCAAUUCGUGUUAGGCUCAAGGACUGGCGUGAUAACUUGCCAAGCAAUCUGAAACCAACUCAUAAUACACCGAAUACAUCUUCAACACGACCUAGUGCUGGGGACCUCGAAGGAAACGGGUCCCUCUAUCUUUCUUACAUUGUCACUCACGUGGCUCUUCUGCGUGCUUUGCUACGACCUCUGGGCCGAUGGCCGGCAAUCAUCCAGCGAAAUCAAGACAUGGGAGAAGGGACCUAUGAUGGUGCUAAAGCGGUUGUGAAAGGGGCCUUACUGUGCAUCAAGGAGUUUGUCGAAUUUAUCGAGAAGCUUACUGGGGCGCAAUGGAAUGCGUUUUGGCAUAGCUGUGAGUUUAUUGAAUCAAACCCUGCUUUGGGCAUCGUUCUGAUUGAUAUUUACAGGGAGUCGACCUAA
Messenger RNA from Penicillium cosmopolitanum, 1944 nucleotides. RefSeq names its product Zn(II)2Cys6 transcription factor. NCBI's taxonomy places the organism in Eukaryota, Fungi, Ascomycota, Eurotiomycetes, Eurotiales, Aspergillaceae. The coding region runs from base 1 to 1944 and encodes 647 amino acids. The record is from RefSeq and is a predicted model, not a curated record. Gene Ontology annotation, molecular function: zinc ion binding; DNA binding; DNA-binding transcription factor activity, RNA polymerase II-specific. Gene Ontology annotation, cellular component: nucleus. The transcript has a single exon. Gene Ontology annotation, biological process: DNA-templated transcription.